Molecule: messenger RNA, 426 nt
Organism: Helobdella robusta
Lineage: Eukaryota; Metazoa; Annelida; Clitellata; Rhynchobdellida; Glossiphoniidae
Exons: 3
Source: RefSeq, a predicted model, not a curated record
UGGAUUGUCAUUCAGCAGAGAGUUGACAGUUCGCAAAGUUUCAACCAACUCUGGAAUGCCUACACAUCAGGUUUCGGCAUUUACGAUAAAAAUUUUUGGUUGGGCCUGGAGAAGAUGCACCAAUUAACGACAUCGGCUGAUUACAGGUUGCAGUUCCAAUUUCUUGCCAAUGGCGUUUGGUACUCUGAUGAGUAUGAACAUUUUCGAAUUGGUUCAGCACUUGAAAAAUACGUUUCUGGGUACAUUGGAUUCAACUGCGACAUUCUGAACAGCGAGGAUCGCAACAGCGUCCACAACGGCAUAAAGUUCUCAACGUCUGAUCAAGUGAACACUCCAUCUGGAUACAAUUAUGGGUACACUAAAUCUUCAGGGAACUGGUUCAAUUAUUUUUACUACCAGAAUUUGAAUGGAGUCUACGGCAUAACA